UUUUGUAUUUUGUAUUUAAUAUGCAUCAAAAACAGGAUCACAGUCCUUCCUCCUUGUAAAUGUUUGGGCCAGUGUUUGUGACUCAUAUGGAAAUCCGUUUCUUAGUUGUCUUGUUUUUAUAACAACUACCAACUGGAGCAUCGAUAGCAUGGGCUCUGAGUGAAACAAUCUAGAUUCAGUUUCCAUUUCUUGCUGAAUGGAUGUCUAGGAAAGUCAUUUAGCUUUUGGGGCAUCAGUUUCCUCAUGUGCAAAAUGUAGAUAAUUAACCUAUCUAAUUGGGUUAUAUUGAGGAUUAGCAAUAAUGUAGGUAGUUUACCUGACAAGCUUUUGUUUUCACAUAUUGGCAACAAACUUUUUUAAAAAGCUUUGUUAAAUAUGUUCAUGCUUUACUCAUUUCUAUAUUCAGGACUCUUAAUUUACCAAGAGUUUUAUUUCUGUUUUUUAAAAUGGGGUUGUAAGUAUAUUAGCAGUGUAACUUGGGUCUCGAGAUAGUUUAGGGAACAAUUCCUAAAUAAAAAUUUUAGUUCUGUUCUAUGUACAUUUAUAUUGGUACCACACCAGACACAAACACCAUUUAUAGCCGUCUUGAAGUAUUCUUUUUGAGUGUUUUCCUCUAGAAUUAAAAGGGAAGGAAAGACCCCUGAACGAGAUUUAUGUCAAAGAAUCAGAAUUCAACGUCAAUCUGUAUGUACAGGAAGUUUCUGAGCUUUUAAAACCCAGUCGCGUGAGGGAGUAAUUAACCAGCAUUUGGGGCGGGGGUGGGUAGUGCCUUUGGAGAGCUCAUCGCUGUACACAGCCUCCUCCUCAUUCCAGCGCUGAGAAAGGAAAAAACGCUGGGCAGCGAGCAUUGAACACGAGACAGGCGUUUCUCCCCAAGCGCCACGUGGCGCUCGCCGGAGCCCCAGGUCCACCGCCCUAUCGUCGGGCUGUCGGCCGCUGUCCCUUCGGAGGGAUUUCGCGGCGGGGCCCUCGGCCUCAGGAAGCCUGAAAUCUUCGGGUCUCUGCCGGCAGACCCGGGGAUCCGGCCCCGAACCCAAGCGGGGCAGAGCGCCCAGGUGACGCGCUGUUCCAGCUUCCACUCGAGGGACGCCCAGCAGGUCCCCGGAACUUUCCCCCGGAGACAGGUCCCGGCAACAGGUCCGAGGUGGGGUCGGGUGGAGCAGAUCCUGGCGGCAGCCGGUAAACCGGGGCUGCUGACCACCAGCCACUCAGGGCUCGCUGGCCUGGGGAAAGGUGAUGUCAUCGUAGCUGGGAGGUGUCGGAAGGGUCCACCAAUGGGAGACAGGCAAAGUGGCUUGCUUUCUGUAGCUCUUGGCCAAUACUAAGAAAGCAAAAGGGGGCCGGUUGUCGGUAUAGAACCAAUGGAAAACAGGGAAGGAGCACGAGGCGGAGUUGCGAAUCCUGUCACCAAUUGGAAAGAGGGGGUGGAGCCAGGGCCUUGUCAAGCGUGACCAACCAGCGAGAGGAGUGGACCCUGGGGGGCGGGGCCGUGAUGCCUUCCCCCAAUCGGACAGGGCCAGGGGCGGGGCAUUCUUUGGGGUGCCCAAUGAGGUACGCAGCCGAAGAGGGCCUGUCAAGAGAAGGGGCUGGGGGCGGGGGGACUGUGAGUCGGGGAUAAACACUCCGCGGCGGUGGCGGCUGCUGCUCUUCUCCGGGUUCUGUCACGGUGUCUGUGGUGCCCAGCUCACCGGUUCCCUCCCCCUUCCGGCGAGCGUGGUCGCCAGAGAGGCUCUCUCAGCCCUGCUCUGCGGGGUCCACAGCGGGGCGUGGGUGUCCGGCAGCGGCGGCGAGCCCGUGGUCAGUGGGGGUUGGUCCCGUGGCUCCGGCCCCCGGUGCAGAAUGGCGGCGGCGGUUCGGAUGAACAUCCAGAUGCUGCUGGAGGCGGCCGACUACCUGGAGCGGCGGGAGAGAGAAGCUGAACAUGGUUAUGCCUCCAUGUUACCCUACAAUAACAAGGACAGAGAUGCCUUAAAACGGAGGAGCAAAUCCAAGAAGAAUAACAGCAGUAGCAGAUCGACUCACAAUGAAAUGGAGAAGAAUAGACGCGCCCACCUUCGCUUGUGCCUGGAAAAGUUGAAGGGACUGGUGCCACUUGGUCCGGAAUCAAAUCGACACACUACGUUGAGUUUGUUAACAAAAGCCAAAUUGCACAUAAAGAAACUUGAAGACUGUGACAGAAAAGCCAUUCACCAAAUAGACCAGCUCCAGCGAGAGCAGCGGCACCUGAAGAGGCAGCUGGAGAAGCUGGGCAUCGAGAGGAUACGGAUGGACAGCACCGGCUCCACCGUCUCCUCGGAGCGCUCCGACUCCGACAGGGAAGAGAUCGACGUGGACGUCGAAAGCACAGACUAUCUCACGGGCGAGCUGGACUGGAGCAGCAGCAGCGUGAGCGACUCGGACGAGCGGGCAAGCAUGCGGAGCCUGGGCAGUGACGAGGGCUACUCCAGCUCCAGCAUCAAGAGAAUAAAGCUCCAGGACAGUCACAAGACGCGUGUUGGUCUCUAGGAGAGCGUGGUCGCCUCGGCUGCCUCCCGGAUGGUCCUCCCCGUCGGCUCUGAUUAGGUAGCGUAUCGGACCUGCCCACAAUUCCCUGGCACGUCAGCUUCCGUGUACCACCGUCACCAAGAGCAGCUGUGUAAAAGUUGUCAAGGAAGUGCUUAGGAUUGUGGGUUUCCUUUUUUUUUUUUUCCUUUUUCUUUUCUUUCUUUCUUUUUUUUUUUUUUAAUCCCCAACCCCCAUCUCGAGUGGGGUUGAGCUGGUCCCCACGCCUGCUGGCGUAGGGUAGGCACACGCUGAGCCAGUCCGCGCAGCCGGACACCUAAGGGCAUCGCAGACCCGGUAUUGCUCAGUCUGGGGUAGCUGAUCGCCACUCGUCCCUCCAAGAAGUUGGGGGACGCCGACCAGGAUUGUGGGUUUCUGAUUGCAUCCUUUAGCUUCUCUCUUUCUUUCCAUAAAAAUUCGUCUCUGAGAGACUGUACAUUCCAAUCAAUUUGAAACACCCAAGAAUUCUUAGACCGAAUAAGCACCUCUCACAUCUCGGCAGUUUCCCCCUCUUAUCUACAGUCCCCGUGUAGCCUACCAGACCUUCCUUAAAGUUUUCUGGCUUCCUAUGUGACUUGCGUAGCAGAAGUGUCGGAAUGUGUCUUGUGCUUAGGAAACUGAAGGAAACAAAACGUUUAAAGUUGAGAUCCUGACCUCAGAACUCCAAAGUAAGCUUUGAAAGUGGCAUUUAAGAGCACUUACCCAUGGCCCUCACUGCCCGUGAGGGGUCAGGAAUACCUCCAGAAAACACCCCCUCCACACACGCAGCGCUGAUGCCCCUGACCCACGGGUGGAGGGGAGCAGUACUUCUCACUUCCAAAUGGACACCUUGCGAGCAUGUCUUUGGGGUGGCACAGCUUGUAAAAGUUCCACCGUUGUUUGUUCUCAUGAACAGAACGGCACAGUCUGUUUUUGUGUGCUGGCCUUGGGACCGUGCUGUGUCCUGCUCUCCCAAGGCGCACGGCCCCCCAAGUGGGUUAUGCCACUUGUCUCUGGAACAUUUUUUUUUCCUACCUCAGAGAUAGAUGAGAUCUCCAUUUCCCACUUAACACAAACUGAUUAUGCCUCUUUUUUUGUUUUUUUGGGUUGCUUUUUUUCCGAAUAGGUGACAUUUGGUCCAAUUCUAAUCUAUUUUCCUACUUAACUUUCAGCAAUAACUGAGCUUUGGCGCUAGCUGAGCUAGUGUCCAUCAUCAGUGAAAGGAAAAAUCCACAUUUCUACUCUCUAUUGCAGGUGAACAGGAGGGGAUGGUACAGUGUUACUAGAAUUCCUCUCCUUUUGAUUACUUUUGGACACACCUGGAAACUUCUUUAUGGAGGCUUUCAGGUUAAUAGUUUAAAAGGCUGAUUUUUCUUUUUGGUUAUGAUUUCUCCCUUAAGUGGUCUCCCACUUUGUAGCAUUUUUAUUUAAGCUAAAACAGAGCACAUGUAUAUGUACAUAAGACACAUUAAAUCUAUAAAUACUAUUUAUUCAUUUUAUAUAAACUAAUGUAAUGGAAAAUAAAUUCUUAUGACUUUGUGCUUUUAUAGAUGUUCUAGAAACUUUGUAUGUAGGUAUCUACAAAAUUGGUUCAUGUCCCCUUAAUAUUUUUGCAUUCAUAUUUUUGAGGUCUCGAUGUUUUCAGCCUCUGGCGAAUCUUUUUCAUUGAAUUUGAACCAUUUGUAAAACCCGUGACGCUGAAACAGAGUGUGUGUCACAAAGUGAUGAGAACAUUCCUAAAAUCCACAGCCGCACUGCAACCUAAGGGCUCACUGGCAGAACCAGUAGUGGCGGCACCUGUGCCCCCCCACCCACUGGCCUGCAGUCUCCCCCGCCACAGCCUCACCUCCUCAGCGCCUCUUCCUUGCCCACAACUAAAAGUUCAAAUGCACUCCACAGGGAAGCUCAUUCUAGAUGUGAAGAGCAGUCUAAACCAAGAUUACUUUUGUGUUUAUUUUUUCUUUUUAUUGAUUUCUUAAUGUAUUAAAAUUUUAUUUAAUUGGAAAUAGUGAUUCCUAAAUGAUUCCAAAGUCAUCUGUAAUUCUAUUUUUGUUUUGUUCUGUUUUCCUCUUCAUUUCUGCUUUGGGUGGGGGGAAGGGCAGGAGACACAAAGGAUUUUUUUUUUUUAUUGUUGGAAUCUUUUCCAAUUACCAGCUGAAGAUUUGCACUGAAAUACAACUUGUAUGCCUUUUGCAUUUUUAAAGCCUGCUUCCUGAAUUUAAGCAGAGUGAUAGUGUUCAAAGAGCCAGCUCAGCCUGUAACAUGUUUGAAAAAGAUAUAUCUGCACUUUGAGGUCUCUUUCGAAUGCCAUUCGCUAGACCUCGCAAGCAUUUUAAUUGCUAUGUUCAAGCGCCUCACAAGUCCACGAUGCUGGAUGCUGUACAGCAUCGAAAACUCAAGACUUUGGGAAAAGCUUGUGGGCUUGCGUUGGGGGAGGGAAGGGAACAAAACGUGUGUAUUUGUUUGUUUUAGAAAUAAGGCAUCUGAGAGAUGCCAUUAUUUUCUGUGUUUUAAUUGUUGUGCCUUUGAGUUAAACUGCAUUUUUGUCUUUUGGUUGAAAUAUGAAAUGUACUGUCCCAAUAUAAAAUAGUAAUUAUUUGACCUUUGCACUGUUUGUCUGGUCCUUUUCAGUUUGAUGACAUAUAAAUGUGGAACUUGGUAGAUCUCUAUAUUUUUAAUGCACUUGUGAUAAACUGACACCAGGGUUAGACACGACUUUCAAAUCUCAAGGUAGACUGAGUCAGCAUGCUAGACAGGCCUCUCUCUAACCAAAACUGUAACUUUCAGGACCAGCAAACUCAGCCCCAGGCAGCUAAUCCCCUUCCCCACAUGGCUAAUCAGCUGCCCUGAUUCGCCAAUCUGUCCUGUCAUUCACUGAUCCACCAGCAUGACUGUUAAGAGCUAUACAGUCUUUUUGGUUCUGGUUUUUUUUGUUUGUUUGGUUGUUUUUCUUUUAAGCAAAAUGAAAAACCUUUCUAUUAGGGUCAUUGGGGGGAGGGGACGGGGCAAAGAUGUAAACCCCAGCCUUUAAGACUUUGACUAUUGUACGUAAAUAUAGAUGUGUGUAAAUAUAGGCACAUGCAUAUUUUUAUGUGAAAACUGGUUUUAAGAAACUAAAAAGAAGUCUACACUCUCAUUGAUACCAUUGCAAUGCAAAUGGGAAAAUAAAGAGUAUGUAGUGCCGUUUAAUUUCAUGCAGUGAGAAAAUAUAUAUGUGUGCUUCUGUUAACAUCCCAGAAAACCUAGCUUUCCAUGCCUGUUGGCAGGCACCCAGGGUAUUUUUGUUUUCUUUUGCUAAGCAGAGAUCUGGAAUUCAAGGUGCUGAUGGUGACUGUGGCUCCUUUCUCUAGUCACAGAUCUAAUGCUAGUGAUUCAAAGAGCGUCACCUUUUUGAGCAGGACCUAGACUUUUCUUCUUGUCAACCCAAGACUAAAAUAAUUUCCGUGUCGAUUCAGACUUGAGCACUAAGAAGGCCCUGACCCUGCAAUCAGCUGCUUGAAUGGUUUGAGGGGUUUUUUUAAGGUGGGCAUUCCCCUCUUUAACUUCUACUUUUUUCAAAAGAAACGAAGGGCCCUUACCUGGGUUUCCUAUGAGCCUUUCUUCUCCGUCCCUGAAGUGGCCAAAAGCAAAUCCUGGGGUGUGGAAAAAAGUGUAAACUAGGUAGGAUUGUGAUACUCAAAAUAACUGUCUAACAAUAUCUUGGGGCUUGAUAAUGGAUUUUGUGGGCUUUCUUCUUGCCUCUCCCUCAUCCUUUAAAGAGAAAACUUAUUUUUGAAAAUUAUACACAUACACAUGAUUCAGGUUUUUAUAUCAAACUGUAUUGGCAAGGAUACCACUUGCAUUGUGCUUUAUAAUCCACUUAUUCCCUUGGCUCUCACUCCUUUCUUUCUCUACUGGUUUCCCCAAGUUUCUUUGUUUUCCCCCUUUACCUGCCCUGUGUUUUGGACACCAGAAAGUCAAGGCCUGCAAGGCAAUUUCCUACAUGUCAAUCUGUUAUUUUUCUAUGUCUAACUCUUAGAUGCAGUAUGUUUAGGUAGCUGGCUACUCCUGAUUUUUAAAAUCCUUCCUGGGAGAAGACGACCCAAAGACCUUUGAGAUGAGGUGGAUUUUCUCAUUCUACACUAUCAGAUCGCUGUAGACUGUGGGAUGUUUUGUUUUUGUAAAUACCUGGGGCUGGAGGUGGGGGUGCGCUAUGUGAUUUAUCAUGAUUUUUUUCAUUAGUAUUUAUUACAUGGAUGAUUUUCUUACCCUGUAUUCUUCGAAAGAAGAAACAAUGGCCUGGCACUGUUAGAGUCAGCUAUUGAAUGGCUGAAGAAAUCGAGUAUCUUUGUCUUCUCUCAAAAUCAUAAAAUGAGAAUUAGUAAAGCACUAAAUUCUAAGAUUUGCCCAGAUUUGAAAUUUUGAUUUCUUAUUCUGUCUGGGGGAGUAUGGAGAAUUGAGAGGGCUUUCUUCAUUUUAGCUUUUACCAGAGAACCAAGCUUGCCUUGACCCCUUGUCCUUAGAAUUGGUGCUCUGGGAAUGUUGCCGUCAGCCAUCGGCGUUGGGGGCCACCUUCCUCACGGUGAACACAGCCUAAACAGGGAGCAGCAGGUGAGAGGGUAUGAAAUUGUGUUUCCAGAUGUUUAUUUCUUUAUGUAAAUACGAUGCCAAUGUAAAUCCUGUGUCAAGACAUAGAGAAUGGUGCUUUUUACUACAGUUAGUACAUGCAUUUUGAGAACUACUCCAUGUUUUAGAGAAUCUUUGCUGUGUAUACGUAAACUUCUGUAUUGUUCAGCUGUUAACAAAUAAUAAAUUAUUUCAUUAUUA
This is a messenger RNA of Hippopotamus amphibius kiboko, 7326 nucleotides long. RefSeq names its product MAX dimerization protein 1 (gene MXD1). Gene Ontology annotation, molecular function: DNA-binding transcription factor activity, RNA polymerase II-specific; protein dimerization activity; RNA polymerase II cis-regulatory region sequence-specific DNA binding. The coding region runs from base 1840 to 2505 and encodes 221 amino acids. The transcript has 7 exons. Gene Ontology annotation, biological process: negative regulation of transcription by RNA polymerase II. The record is from RefSeq and is a predicted model, not a curated record. Lineage: Eukaryota; Metazoa; Chordata; Mammalia; Artiodactyla; Hippopotamidae.